ACACACCUCAGAAAGGUUCCUGCAUUGCUGCCUGGUCUGAUCAGCCAGGGGUUCUGGGGGGUCCUUUCUCCGCUCUCGUUUUAUUUUUGAGUGUACCCCCGUUUUUGAACCCCCCCCCACGAAGAACGAAUUGCUACCUGAGAGAUCUCCUGAUUAUUGAGACUGUACCGAACCCUCCUUGCCUCUUCUGAUGUUGCUGCUGCUUCUGCCUUUGCUGCUGCCUUGGGGACUGGAAUCAGUCGCCAUGAUUGCCACCCCGCCUCGAGAAAACCCUCUGGUUGCCUGGUUGAGAGCCUACGCCCUACAGGAGGUCCUCAUCGGGAACCUGUCAGAUGUCCCCCCAUCACACGAUUGCGUUGCCUGUACAAGACCAAAGGCCUCAGAAGGAGGGUCCCCCUUCCUCUGGGAGUUCCUCCCCCUCACGAACCUGACUCCACAGCAUCCAGCUUCAGCCUGCAACAACACAAACUGGGUUCAUCGGCCUCUGUUCACGUGCAACACCACCAGCGACGACCGAAGACCCAACUCAUUCGCCCCUGUUGCGGUGACAGGACCACUCCCAGCAGCCCCCUGCAUCGUGUUCUUUGGCUUCUCCAAUCCCACUCCGUUGGGGCAGUAUCCCAAUUGCACCCAAUGGUUCAUAGGACCUCGGCCUAACUCAAACCCCAAGAAAGGAAGCUCAAGAUACCGCACUGAGUUCACCAGGUUUAUUAAUCAUCUUUCAACAAGUACAGUGUUUAACCCCACCCAAUACUUAUCCACAGCUCAGACCCAUGUAGAACUGAGACAGGUCAGAGCCGCCCACCUACUAUGGAUGGAGGUCGAUAUACCACCUGGCCAGAAAUCCCCCCAGCGAAGCUCCAUCCAUGACCAGUUUUUACCCUCUUCCCCAGGACAAGUGUGGCUCUGUGGGAACAACAUUGCCCGGACUGCUCUACCCGCAUUCCCAAAGGGGGUAUGUGCCAUCGGGCAACUCGUCAUAAAGGGAGGAGGGCUCUUUCACCACCGUUGCCCCUUCUUCUCCUCACCACGCAAACGACGAACAGCCACCGCAUGGGAGCGACUCAAGUCAGCCACCGAGAUGGUCAUAGGAGGGUACAUACAGUUUAACCCCCUCUCAUACAGUUUAACUUUACAGCAAAUCCGUGGACUAUCGCUUGGUCUGGAGGCCCUCACCAACAUCACAGCAGAAGGACUUCGUCGAACCAGCGACGCCCUCACUAUCCUAGCCAACUACGCCGAGCAGAACCGUCUUCUGAUCCAGACCAUCCUACAGAAGGACUUUUGUGUCGCCUUGGAGGACCUCGAUCCUCGCUUUAAAGGACAAUGUUGCCUGCGCCUUCAGCCUGGGUGGAACAAUGUCUCAGCCGUGGCUGACCAACUAUCCUCCCUCGCCGUCCAGAUUCGUGAAGAGCGUAAGCAGUGGGAUUGGUGGCAAGCUCAGUGGUCCAGCUGGGGGUUGGGGACCUGGGCUCAGUCCAUCAAGCAGUGGCUUAUUACUAUGGCUAUUGUUCUUGUGGCCUUUCUGUUGGGGAUAGCAGUGGUCAAGCAGCUAAUUCAUAAGGUUGUGUAAGCCCUGCCUUUGCAGAUGAGGUAUUCCUCCAUCCCCUUGGACAGCAGCAAACCACCACCUCCAUACUACGAAGACGAUGACUUGUAAAACCUUUUUUUUCUUUUUUUUCUUUUUUUGGUCUUUGCAUGGGACAUCCCCCUCACAGCCCGUUCAGGUCGGCCAGGGGGGCAUGUCCGUUACAGCUAUUCCCCUAUUCCAUUUUGUU
Molecule: messenger RNA, 1778 nt
Organism: Gopherus flavomarginatus (Mexican gopher tortoise)
Lineage: Eukaryota; Metazoa; Chordata; Testudines; Testudinidae
Exons: 2
Coding region: 191-1573 (460 amino acids)
Source: RefSeq, a predicted model, not a curated record